UCAAUUUAAUUUGUUAUUCCGCACAUACACAUACAUAUAUGAUUCAGCCUCAAAAACUCCGAUUUUACCAAACUUAAGUAUCUACAUUUGGAUCGUCACUUUUCAUACUAAGGGUAAGAUCGGAAGAAAGUACCACAUUUCCUCAUUGAACAUAUCACAAUUGUCUCUUGAAAUGUAACGGGCAGUUAGAAAACUGGGCCCCAUCUGUACUUACAUUCUUCUAAACUAGCAAAAAGUUGGCUAAACAUCUGUCGUUAUUACUUCAGUUGUCGUCUUGCCAAGUACACUGGCUAUAGAAUCCUAGACAGUAGUUUUCUGUGGCUUCUUCAAAAACUAUUUUUAGAAAAUUGAAACAUCGUUGAGAUCGAGGAGAAAAUUGGACAAAAAAAUGAGUAAGUCUAGUUCAUCGUCUCUUGAAACAAUUGAGCAGGAGGAAUCGUCUGAGGAAUUGUCUGAGGAACCUAGGAGGAUUAUGCCAGCAUGGCUUGGACGCUUCCUGAAGAUGACAUUCUUUGGGUCUUGUUUGGUGCAUGAUGAACUCCAAAAGAAUGAACUCAACAGGUAUUGCAUCACCUGUGAUUUAGCUUUAUGCAGGUAUUGCAUCUCUACAGACAAACACAAUGACCACAAGCUAUUGACGAUUUAUCGACAUGUUUACAAAGAUGUUGUUCCUCUCGAAGAGAUGAAGAGUCAUAUUGACUGCUCCAAAAUCCAGCCAUACAAAUGCAACAAGAAAUGGGUAAUAUCUUUGAAUCCGCUACCACAUUGUGGGUCGGGCUCUCUAGUUGCUGGAGAUCCAACUUGUUACAUUUGCAAGAGGAGAUUGCAUGAGCCUGACCAGUUUUGCUUCUGCUCCAUUGCCUGCAAGGUGGAAGCCUUAGUGAGGAAGAGCAACGAGGCUGGUGGCACUUCUCUUCAAGCAAUUGGUGAAGCUUUAGAAGCUAUUCAAAAUGUUGAGAUCAAGCGCAAGCGCAAGAGGAAGGGGAUUCCUCAUAGAGCUCCUUUGAAAUAACAUUAAUUUCAUGAGCCAGUUGCUUUAAUUUGAUCAUUUUGAACUUGCUUUGUAUAAUGAAACUAGGAAAAACAUCUUAACCUUUAAAAAGCUUGAAGCAUUGUGAACU
This is a messenger RNA of Lycium ferocissimum, 1121 nucleotides long. Its product is annotated as protein RGF1 INDUCIBLE TRANSCRIPTION FACTOR 1-like. Gene Ontology annotation, molecular function: zinc ion binding. The transcript is spliced from 4 exons. The record is from RefSeq and is a predicted model, not a curated record. The coding region runs from base 389 to 1012 and encodes 207 amino acids. NCBI's taxonomy places the organism in Eukaryota, Viridiplantae, Streptophyta, Magnoliopsida, Solanales, Solanaceae.